Messenger RNA from Cuscuta campestris, 1846 nucleotides. Lineage: Eukaryota; Viridiplantae; Streptophyta; Magnoliopsida; Solanales; Convolvulaceae. The record is from the annotation of a GenBank genome assembly.
ACGAAUACAAUGCAUAGGGGCAUACCCCUAUAAAAUCAAAGGCAAGUCAUGGCAACAACAAAAGCAACCAAACAAAAAAGGAGAACAAGAAAACAAAAGAUGUUCUCCUUGUCUUCCUUCCUCUUGUUGUUGCCCUGGACGCCAUGUGCAAGACUAGCGUAAUACUGGUUCGGGUGAGGCCCAACUCCAAGAACAAGGUACUGCCCGCCCACCCACCCUCGGAAGAUGACACUGUCUUCUUUGGAUUGGGCACUAGAUCCGUCACAAGAGUUGCCAUCAACCAGAAAGCCGUAUCCCCAAAGCAAAGCCAGGGUCCCUCGUUGCGUCUUCAGAAUCAUUUACAUAGAAAGGGCUACAAACUGAAGGCAAUGGCAACCCUAGGGGAUCAACGAGAACAGAGCCACGGAUCCACACCUAAUGAGAGAACACUCUGGCCAUCACUCAAAUCCUUACUCUUGUUAGCUCCUUUAGUGAUUGCAUCUUUCCUCAAACGAAGCAAACACGCAAAAACACCCCAGGGAAUCGUGGACAAGGUGCCACGGAGUCAAACCCAGGGAAAACCAGCAAAAUCAGCGGAGAGUAUCCUGUUAGUCUCAAACCUCCAUCACGCAAGUCAAAACAGCCCCAGCAAAGAUCAGCAUCACAGCCAUCACUCAAUAGUACCUCAAAAGGUCGGGCAACUUGGGUCAGCACGACACGAAUGUCAAGGCUUCAGUGCUGCCCACGAGCCGAAGCAAACACACUGCCUUUCACCUGGACAAAUCGAAGAAUUGAAGACCAGCUGCAUGCCCCCUUCUACAAACAAUGGUUUUCAGUUCUGCCUCCUCCCUGUCCAAGCAAUCAGCACCAUGGUAGGACCCUUGGUUGCGUGUGCUUCAAGCCCAAAGCCAGGUAUAAGUGGAAGCCAACGUUCCUUCAAGCUGCUGCCCUCCAGCCAUCAGGAACAGUUUGGUUCCUCAAAGUCCAAGCACACCUUCUUCAUAGGCCACAUCAAAGGAGUGAAAAAGAAUGCUUUAAAAUGUCAAAAACCGAAGGGAGACAACAUCCAAGAAUUGUGCCCAACAUCCUUGCAACAAAGCAAUGUAAGGGGGCCUAACAAGUGGUAUCGGAGUCAAGGUGAUCUGAAGAAGGCUGUCAGCACAAUUCGGUUGGCACUGUCCCCACAAAUUAAAGUGACAGUGCUGAAAGAGACAUCACCAAAGAAGCUGUGGGAAACGUUGGAGAGCAAAUUUGCGUCGAAGACACUUACUAACCGGUUGAUGAUGAGGAUGGACUUGUACUCACUGAAGAUGGAAGAGGGAGGUAGCGUAAUUGAUCACAUCAACAAGUUUAAUGAGCAAGUAUCAAAGCUGUUAAAUGCAGGGGAGACUAUCAAGGAUGAAGAGCAAGGGCUGCUUCUACUGGCUUCACUACCAAAAUCCUUUAAGCCGUUUGUGCAGUCAAUGAUAGCAGGAAGGACUACACUGCGACUAGAUGAGGUGACGACUGCCUUGAAGGAGAGUCAAAUGAUGAUGGGAGGUGAAGAGUCUUCCGGGGACAGUCAUUUACUAGCUGCUAAGAACGGUUGUCCAGAACUCAAGGAGGACUUGCAGAUCCUAAAGGAGAAGAAGGGCAAAUCGAAGGAAGCUUCUUCCGCAAAUGUGAUCACUUAUGAAGAUGAUCUCUUCUGAAGAUAAGAGUACUGCUAGACAGAAGAUUCUGCAGGAUGAGAGUAUCGCUGCAAAAAUUGCAAAUGAUGUAGGACUUUGAAUUAAGGGGAGAUUUGUAGAGUGUUACUUCAAAGUCCCACAUCGGUGGGAUAGGAAAAUUGAGAAGGGAUUGGAGCCUAUAAAUAGAGAGGGUAUAU